This is a messenger RNA of Soboliphyme baturini, 477 nucleotides long. The record is from the annotation of a GenBank genome assembly. Lineage: Eukaryota; Metazoa; Nematoda; Enoplea; Dioctophymatida; Soboliphymatidae.
AUGAGUCGGGAAGCGCAACGGAAAUCGGAAAAUCUGAUCACCAUUUCAAAGCAGGAAGUUCAUUUCGCCCUUCAGUCGUCUUACAUGAGGAACCGUUACCCAUCGACGACAUUUGCGUACUUCGUGGACCUGCUCGGCAAAAAGGUCCAGAAUCCGGUCGUCCAGCGGUUCCAACACAUGUUUCCACAAUACACAUUAGUCCCGGAUCCUUUUGACGGGAGCGUUUCAUUCAUCGAUUCGGAGGGUAACACGUAUUCGACCGUGGAACUGGUGGCCAUGCAGUUAGCGGAAACAAUGAAAAUCGCCUCAAGAUUUGCGGAAGAACCGGUGACCGAUGCGAUCAUAACGGUGCCCCCGUACUUUAAUCAAGUCGAACGAUCAGCAAUGAUGAGGGCAGCCGAUCUCGCUGGGAUCAAUCUCAUAUCGCUGAUGAACGAUAACACUGCCGGUGAGUCUGCGAUUAUUCAUUUAUUCUAG